This is a messenger RNA of Emys orbicularis (European pond turtle), 1786 nucleotides long. It is a transcript of the gene DCAF17, whose product is annotated as DDB1 and CUL4 associated factor 17. Gene Ontology annotation, cellular component: Cul4-RING E3 ubiquitin ligase complex. The record is from RefSeq and is a predicted model, not a curated record. NCBI's taxonomy places the organism in Eukaryota, Metazoa, Chordata, Testudines, Emydidae. The transcript has 15 exons. The coding region runs from base 128 to 1786 and encodes 552 amino acids. Gene Ontology annotation, biological process: protein ubiquitination.
GCUGCUUUUGUCAGCUGCUGCCAGGUGGUCUGCAGCACAGACACGCUGGGGACUGACGGGGGCACCCCCGCGCUUGCUGCCUGAGUCAGGAAUUAGAAGGAAUUCGAGCUUUUCCCAAGAAAUAAAAAUGUCUCCAGAUUCAGCCGCUUCCUCCUCCUCAGCCACGAGACUCUCCUCCAGUGCUUUUAAAAUUCACAAUGUCUGCCGCCUUCUAACCAGGAGAUCUCACGGAUUUUAUACAAAAGAUGCGGGAGUCGCCCACAGAAAAAACAUGGGAAUCCUAAGAAAGCUAGUAUGUCAGGAAAAUACUAAAUUCAAGAAUGUUUGGACAACUCAUUCCACAUCUCCUAUUGCUUAUGAGCGUGGAAGAAUUUAUUUUGACAAUUAUCGGUGCUGUGUGAGCAGCAUUGCACGAGAGCCAAGAAUACUUUAUCAACUGCCAGCAUGUUCUAAAUCAGAAAAAAUAGAGGAUGCAUUAUUAUUGGAAUGCCCGUUGGGGGAAACGCUUCCCAGUCCACCAGACUAUAAAUCUUCUCUUGCAGUUUUGACUGCUCAUAACUGGCUCCUUCGUCUCUCUGCUAAUACUGGAGAAAUACUGGAAAAAAUAUACCUCCCACCCUACUGCAAAUUCAGGUACCUGAGCUGGGACACUCCUCAAGAGAUUAUGGUUGUCAAGUCAGCUCAGCAUAAACUUCCAGCAGCAGCACAGCAGGCAGGCAUCCAGCAAUCUGUGCUAUUCUUUCUUGCUGUAUUCAGAGUUCUACCUCUGAAAUUUAUUGGAAUGCUGGAGAUAAACAAAAAAAUAUUUGGGAACAAUGUAACAGAUGUCGCUCUCUCUCAUGGAAUGCUGAUUGUGAUGUACAGCGUGGGUCUGGUCAGACUCUAUAGCUUCCAGUCUCUCUCUGAGCAGUUCACAGAGCAGCAAUUUGAUUUGGGAUGCAAAUGCAACUGGAAUGGUAAAGUUGGAAUUGUAGGAAAGUAUCCAUUUGGACUUCCUUGUAACAUUAAAAUAACAGAUACCCCACCUUUGCUAUUUGAAGUGUCUUCCCUGGAGAACUCAUUUCAAAUUGGAGGAUACCCUUGGCAUUACAUCAUCACACCUAACAAGAAAAAGCAUAAAGGAGUCUUCCAUAUUUGUGCUCUGAAAGACAAUGCUUUGGCAAAAAAUGGCAUACAGGAUAUGAAGUGCUGUUCAUUAGAACCCGACUGGAUAUAUUUCCAUCCAGAUACUUCAGGCAGAAUAAUCCACGUGGGACCAAAUUUGAUAAAGAUAUUGAAGCUGAAGGAAAUUGAAAAUAAUAAAUACCAACAAGAAAUAGCAGAAGAUUUUGUCAUUGUGGCCAACAGGCAGAACAAUGCGAACAACUCAGUAACUGUAACCGCUUCUGGCCGAGUAGUGAAAAAGCGUUUUAACCUGCUGGAUGAUGACCCAGAACAAGAGACUUUCAAAAUUGUGGACUAUGAAGAUGAGCUGGAUUUGUUAUCCGUUGUGGCAGUUACUCAGAUAGGAGCUGAUGGGAAAGCUCACCUUGACUUUCACUGUAAUGAACAUGGGAUUCUACUUAAGAGUAUUCCAUUAGUGGAAUCUUGGGAUGUGACUUACAAUCACGAAGUUUACUUUGACAGAGACAUUGUGCUACAUAUAGAACAAAAGCCUAACAGAAUCUUCAUCUGUUAUCUUUACCAAAUGGUCUGUGAUAGUGCAGAGGAAGAUGAACAUUCAAGCCUUGAAAAAGUGGAGAGAGUUUUUUGUAAAAAAGGGGAGAGAAUUUUUGAAUGUUUUUAA